AAAAUUACUGUCAUGUGUCAACGUUGUCAUUUCGAUUUUUCCAUUGCCGAAUUAUGUAAAAGUGUGUAAAGAUUUUAUUUAUUUGUUUUAACGAAGAUUAGUCAAUUUCCAUCGUGAAAACAACAAUAUAGCAACCUUUUACGACUUAGAAAACUUAAAAUGGCGCGUGGAAAUAAAAACGAACCUGAAGAUGACUAUUCAGCGAAAUUGGACAUGUGUCUAACCGACGGCAUUGUAAAGACAGGCAGUGGUGUUCUCAUCGGAGCUCUGACCUCAGUCUUGUUCUUCAGACGGAGGAGGUGGCCCAUCAUCGCCGGCAUGGGUAUGGGUAUAGGUCUGGCCUAUGCCAACUGCGAGUUUGAACUGAACUCAAAGAAGAAAAAUGCUGCAUAAAUUAAUUUACAAUAAGGUCUACGGUAACCAGGUA
Molecule: messenger RNA, 427 nt
Organism: Manduca sexta (tobacco hornworm)
Lineage: Eukaryota; Metazoa; Arthropoda; Insecta; Lepidoptera; Sphingidae
Product: MICOS complex subunit MIC10-like
Exons: 2
Coding region: 160-393 (77 amino acids)
Cellular component (GO): mitochondrial inner membrane; MICOS complex; mitochondrion
Source: RefSeq, a predicted model, not a curated record